This is a messenger RNA of Rhizophagus irregularis DAOM 181602=DAOM 197198, 418 nucleotides long. Lineage: Eukaryota; Fungi; Glomeromycota; Glomeromycetes; Glomerales; Glomeraceae. The record is from RefSeq and is a predicted model, not a curated record.
AAUAAUAAUAAUAAUAAUAAUGUUAAUAAUGAUGAUAAUGACGGACGCCUACAUUAAUGUCAUUAAUGUAUAAUGAAUGAUUCACUUCACAAUGGUAGCGAGUUUAGUAAUAUUAAAAAGACUUAAAUUUGAUGAUUGUUUAUAGUUUUAUUUAGAAACGAAGGUAGAAAUGAAAUUAUAAUUAUAUGUUAUUGGUGAUUGAAAUACCGACCAUCAAAUUCUUAUCGAGAUUAUUGUUGAGAUUGACGGGUCCGUUUAUGCAUUACUGUGCGAAUAUAACAAUUACGCAAAUCUGCAUGAACUUACAUUUUGAUUAUUAUCAUUGUAUCAGACAUAAAAUUAAACAUCCCUAAUUGUUUCAAAAAUAGUCUUCAAAGAAGUGUUUUUAUUAUGUGUCAGCAGAAUUUGAGGAUUAAAU